This is a messenger RNA of Mesorhabditis belari, 204 nucleotides long. The record is from the annotation of a GenBank genome assembly. NCBI's taxonomy places the organism in Eukaryota, Metazoa, Nematoda, Chromadorea, Rhabditida, Rhabditidae.
AUGCGCCAACAAUGCCCGGUUACUUGUGGUUAUUGCAAGUUGCCACCCAGCGCCUUACUGGCUCAACAAGCAUCUCUUAUCAAGGCACAAACCAUUUGUCUCGAUUUGAUGCCCGAAUGCAAAUUCCGUGCCGCCUGUGGCUACUGUAUCACCUAUCGUGAUAUGAUGUACUUGAAUUGCCCGAAAAGUUGCGGUUUCUGUGUC